GGUCGACAGCCAAUCGCAGGGGUUGUUUUUAUAUUUUACAAUGGGGCGCUACUUUAAAAACAAACAAAAAUAUGUAUUUUUGCGGUAACUGGAGCUGAUAAAUGGCAUUUCAAUGGGGAAUGUUGAUUUAAUCCAUCCCUCCAUUCUCGAUUGGUUGAUAGUCAGUCAGUCAGUCAGUCGCAGGGCACAUAAAAGUGUAAAUCGAGUUGCAAGCGUGGUUGUGGAAUGAAUUAACCUCGUAAAUGAAGGUGCCACGAGCAAGUUUGAGCAGCGCGUCAUGUGACAGCCAAGUCGGGAGCUAAAGUCACAUGACUGUGUUGGCGUGCCCGGAAGUGCCGAGUAGGGCUGUUGCGAGUUGGAAGAAAGAAAAUGUCCAUUUGUCAAAGCAGACAAACGUUUGUCAGGCCGGCGCUUCCGUUCUCAUGGACCAUCCAAGGUGGACUUCUUCCCGGCGAGAUGGUCCUCAUCAAAGGAGCGCUGCCUUCUGAUGCUGACAGAUUCCAGGUGGACCUGACGUGCGGCAGCAGCAUGUCGCCGCGCGCCGACGUGCUUUUCCACUUGAACCCGCGCGUGAAGAAAGGUCACGUGGUGUGUAACACACUUCAGGGGGGUCGCUGGGGUCGCGAGGAGAUCCUUCACCACAUGCCCUUCACUCACGGCGCCCCCUUUGAGCUGGUGCUGCUCGCCCUCAACGACUGCUUCAAGGUGGCGGUAAACGGCGCUCACGUGUUGGACUACAAACAUCGACUGGCGCUGGACCUCGUCGACACGCUGGCCGUUUCGGGAAAGGUCAACGUUGAUGUCGUGGCCGUUCUGCCGCAAGCUACAGCGCUUUCGUCACCCACCGCCACGCCGGUCAAUCAGGACGCGGAGCAGCCACGUUUGGCCGAUGACAUCGCAAACUCGCAUAUGCUUGUCAUGUCAGCUGAUGCGCGCGGCGGAUUCCAGGGUGACCUGGCUGGCGGCCUCCGUGCGGGCAGCAGCAUCGCCAUCAGAGGACGAGCCAAUCAGGGGGCAGAGAGAUUUGCGGUCAACCUGUACGUGGGCAACAGCAGCGACAUCGCGCUGCACCUGAACCCGCGCUUCAAACACAAAAUGAUUGUGGCGAACUCCUUCCUGUCUGGUUGCUGGGGCAACGAGGAGCGCCAAGUGGACUCCUUCCCCUUUGGACCCGGACUCUACUUUGAGAUGAUCGUCCGGUGUGACGGCAACUUUUUCCGCGUGGCCGUCAACGGCGUCCACCAGCUGGAUUACAAAUACAGAGUUUACGACCUGCGAAGCGUCACGCAGCUGCAAGUGACAGGCGACGUGACACUGAUGGAUGCCAGGGUCAUAUGAUGUCAUCACAUCAAAACAGGAAAAACGGCGCUACUUCCUGUCUAGACGUCGUCAUGGUAACUGCAUUUAUGUAAAGUGUAAGUCUGGUUUUUAACUGUUGUCACCCUGGGACCCGCAUUUUCCUAUUGUGGCCACGACCCACAUCGACAGAAGUGAGCAACAAAGAACGUAUUGUUCAGAAAUAGCCUUCGAAAACAAAUGUAGCCCAUAUAUCAUUAUCUUACACAUAACAUGCUAACAUAACAUAACAUAACAUGCUUGCAUGUUGAAAGUGACUUCCAGAGCACCAUAAGAAACUAAGGAUAAAAAUACUAUAACAACUGAAUGUACAAAAAAUGAAUAUUGUGCACUGAUCAUUUUUAAUAAUGUACAACAUUAAGUUUGUCGUCUUGGGAAAUAUUUCACUGCUCCUAUGACAGUGACGUAGCCCAAAUUUUUAGGAAAGUCGUCAGUCUAAUCACUGAUCUGUUCUAACACAGUAGUAAGUUAUAACUACAGCAAAUACUAAAAACGCUUCUCGGCCAUAGAAUCCAUCCACUUCCAUUGGAUCGCUGUAUGUCUCUGGCAAAGACAUGAAACAAUCAAAUGAAAAAACAGUAAAUUGUGCUUCUUGUACCACGAUUGUUCUUGCGCCAACCUCAAAAUGUUUUAUGUCAGAAGCGUAAGCCAAGACCCCGGCACAGUAAUUGCAAUUAUUACUACUUGUCCGCGACCCACCAGUUGAGAAUCACUGCUUUAAACAACAAAGGACCACGCACUGCUGUCAUGUUAUGUACAAUUUUAUGUCAAAUGAUAAAACGUUAAAUACAUUAUUAACACCUCCUUGAAAUAAUUUUUUUUUACAAUAAAACAUUCCCAGCAUGCACCUGAGGUUUCCAUGAGGAAGCCGGUGUAUUCAGAA
Phycodurus eques (leafy seadragon) is the source of this 2239-nucleotide messenger RNA. Its product is annotated as galectin-8-like. Gene Ontology annotation, molecular function: carbohydrate binding. The record is from RefSeq and is a predicted model, not a curated record. The coding region runs from base 370 to 1338 and encodes 322 amino acids. The transcript has 8 exons. NCBI's taxonomy places the organism in Eukaryota, Metazoa, Chordata, Actinopteri, Syngnathiformes, Syngnathidae.